GGGUAACACACAUCAUUUGGAUGCCGGAGGACAGUCAUUGGUGAGUCAAACUGUCUGCAAAAACGUCAGGAGAUUAUCGGCGCGCAGCUGGAAUGCAAGGUUGAUUCACAAAGAAGAGUGAGGAGGUAGAGAGACAACGCCGAAGACACCACAGUCGGACCGAAUCACACCGCACAGCCAUGAAGGGGGAGCAUUUAUUUUCCAACCUGAAAAACGCCACAUUCUACCAGCGGGUCUACCUACUGGGGGGCGAGGAGCUGCUGGUACUGCAAAGCACUGUGGGACAUCCCGCGCUGGGCGACAGCUUCCACCAGAUCACCGACUUUAACGACCUGCCCACCUCCCUUUUUGCCUGCAACGUGGACCAGUCUGUGUUUGAGGAUCAGGAGGGCAAGGAGAUGUUCGAGGCCCUGUUCCUGGCCUACGAUGAGCGGGUGACGUUUCAGCUGUUCAAGAGCUUCCGGCGUGUCCGCAUCAACUUCAGCAACCCCAAAGCAGCCGCCAGCGCCAGGAUAGAGCUGCACGAAACGCCCUUCAGAGGCAAGAAGCUCAAACUCUACUUUGCCCAGGUCCAGAACCCAGUAUCAGAUGGUGAUAACCUGCACCUGGCACCUCCCCAGCCCUCUAAACAGUUCCUCAUCUCCCCUCCCGGCUCACCGCCCAUUGGCUGGCAGCAGAUAGACGAGACCACGCCCGUCAUCAACUACGACCUGCUCUAUGCUGUGGCCAAGCUGGGCCCCGGAGAGAAGUUUGAGCUGCAUGCUGGAACAGAGUCCACCCCCAGUGUUGUUGUCCACGUCUGCGACAGCGACACCGAGGAAGUGGAAGAACCAAAGAAUUGCCCCAAACCAAAAAUCAUCCAGACCCGGCGCCCUGACCUUCCUACUUCUCACUGAACUCUGUCCCCCUGCCACUUCCUGCCGUAACAUCGUCAUCUGGAGGAAGGAGAAUCGAUCCCGUCUCUCUCUCACAGGAACAAUCCCCGUGUUCAGCACUCCCCACCCUACGGCCACCUCGCCCGGGCCAGAAGGGGAGUGCUCUCUGUUACUCAUCCUCGUCGACAUACAGCCGUUGAUGUGCUACAUGUAUGAUUGUGUUGGCAAUACUCCAUACUUACAUCAAGAUUCAGUCACCGUAUCCUCAGUGAUUGGUUCCUGUCUGUAUGAUUCUGUUGUUGUAAUGUCACACAGUUUGCAGUGAUGGGGCAGCACCUUGCUUUGAGCUCGGCCUCUGAUUGGCUUAGGGGUUGUGGCGAAUGCCAGUGUAAAGAAGCCCAUUGGUCGCCUUUAUAGACGUGUGUUAGCAUUGCUCGCUCUACACUGCGUAUGUACCCCAAGCACUGACGAUGAAUAGCGCUUCUCUCAUUAGGGCAUGCUAGCUACUGAGGUGGUGGGAUGACUCUGGCGCUGCAUGAGUUGAAGUAACUUGAAGGAGCAUUAUGGUAAAUGGUCAAUACUUUGUCUUAUAGUCCCCAUAAAGUUGGGUUAUUCAUCGUGUUAUCAGUGCUGUCUGUCGACCAUGGGAAUUCUUUCAAUCUCGCCAAUGCAUGCACUGGUCUGAUCUAGUUUGUGUGUUUACUUUGUUCCGUUUCCUGUAUGUAGCUGUCAAUUUGACCUCUCUUCUCUCUUCGCUAACUUCUCUCUUUUAUCUCCCUGUGUUUUCUGGCUACCGGUGUCCUUCACAGAAAACAAGGCUAAUAACAAUUACAAUCCAUGCACCUUACAGGGAAAGUAUUAUGUACAAGGACAUUUCCGUGAUUGUUCCUCAGUGUGAAUUGUUCUGUGUCCAUGUCUUGUCCCUGAAAGUCUGUUUAAAGAAAAAGGAGUAGUAAGAAAACAAAAUAAAAAACGGAAUGCCUGGUGGCCACCUUUUCCUCAUUGGCUGAAAUGGAGAGCCAAUCAUAUAUCAUCACGUGAAGCCAGUCUAUAAAGUGCAUGGUUACAUUUUUAUAGAGAUAUUGUGUUGUCUGAGAACCGUGGCUCAGUCAUGGGAUUUCCUCGUGUUUCCUUUAUGUGCCUCUGUAGGGAGCGAGAAAGAAACAUUUAUUCAAACUCACCACGAAGAAAAUAAAUGCAUGAUGACGAUCCUGAGAGGAAAAAAAUAAUGUUAUUAUAGAGUUAUGUUACACAAAUCUUCCAAGUGCUAUUACACAGUUUCUGUCGAGAUGGUCAAGGGGAAUUACAUACUGUACUCACACACACAACCAUGUUUGUUUUCCUUUAUUGUGUGUUUUGUUUUUCCUGUGUUGGUUCAAUGAGUGUCUUCUUGGUGUGCCUGAUUGAACUUAUAGGCAGUAGAACAAGCCCUGUACAAAUUGGACCUCCCUGUCUAUUUGUGGAGAACUGGCGUUGUGAUCAAUUUUCUAUUGUCCAAACUAUUGACCCUUCCUGUUUCAGACAUUGCACCUACACUCUGAUUCUACAUUACUGUGAGCCACUAAUUCAACCCUGGGUGCUUUUAUACACUAACGCCUCACUCUAAACCCUCAUUGUAACCCCUCACUCUAAACCCUCACUGUAACCCCCCAUUCUAAACCCUCGCUGUAGCCCCUCACUGUAACCCCUCACUGUAAUCCCUCACUGUAACCCCUCACUAUAACCUCUCACUCUAAACCCUCACUGUAACCCCUCACUCUAAACCCUCACUGUAACCCCUCACUCUAAACCCUCACUGUAACCCCUCACUGUAACCCCUCACUAUACAUCAUUCCAAUCCCCAUCUCUGAUAACGAUGGCUCAAAUGAUCAGAUUUGAUAACCCAGUUCAAAGUGCACUGAAAUUUUUUUUUUUAUUCCAACCAGCUCCAGUAGGAUGUAGUUUUAUUCCAACCAGCUCCAGUAGGAUGUAGUUUUAUUCCAACCAGCUCCAGUAGUUUGUAGUUAUAUUCCAACCAGCUCCAGUAGGUUGUAGUUUUAUUCCAACCAGCUCCAGUAGGAUGAAGUUUUAUUCCAAUCAGCUCCAGUAGGUUGUAGUUUUAUUCCAACCAGCUCCAGUAGGUUGUAGUUUUAUUCCAACCAGCUCCAGUAGGUUGUAGUUUUAUUCCAACAAGCUCCAAUAGGAUGUAGUUUAAUUCCAACCAGUUCCAGUAGGUUGUAGUUUAAUUCCAACAAGCUCCAAUAGGAUGUAGUUUAAUUCCAACCAGUUCCAGUAGGUUGUAGUUUAAUUCCAACCAUUUCCAGUAGGUUGUAGUUUUAUUUUACCUGCAAUAUUUUUCUAUCUGUUAUUGUAUAACAUUUACAUUCAUUCUAAUUGAUAUUUUAGAUCAAAUGAUGUUGGUAAUAAUGAGCCACUAUCCUUGUGGAAGUCAUAGACUUCAAAUGAAUUUGAAUACAGGCCCGCUCCUAAAAACACCAGGUUUGAAUCAUGUAUUGUAAAUGGUGCAUAUCAAAUGUUUACAAUAGUGUAUUCUUCUUCCUUGUUUUAUUUCAUACAUGCUGGCUUUAAGACACUGUUCCCUCACUAUAUGGUCAGAUGAAUCAAACACAACACAUGCCACUGUCACAAGUAUGUACUACAGCCACCAUUACUACCCUCAAUGAGGUGACUUGUAUACAUGCAAUGGUUUUUGUUCUGGACUUUGGUGUCUUUCGCCUAAACCUCAGAUCUGUUGAAUCUGCGCUACAAUCUUGUCCUGCGGUCAUAUUCCUCCAAACGUAAACACAAUAGACACUACCUGUGUCUGAUUCAACGUCCCGAUAUUUGUAUUUUAUUUUCAAAUUAAAAUCAUUAUAUUCUUAUCUGUUUCUUCUAAGAGUCAGUUGGAUUGGAAGGGAAUAUCAGUGAUGGAGGUAACCAAUAUGUGUAUUGUGUAAAAAUAGUGUAUGACCAUCAAUGUACUUGUCAUUCUACAUGUAACGUUACAACAACCUGCCUGCCUACACUAAGGAGACAUAUCUGUAUAUAUUAAUCAAUACUAUUUUUACUGCAUUUUUGUACAAAUAUUCAUGGUAGCCAUGUACAAGUAGUUCAAAUGAUUCUAUGGUAGUAUUAAAAUAGUUUGGUUUUAA
Messenger RNA from Oncorhynchus gorbuscha (pink salmon), 4006 nucleotides. It is a transcript of the gene rcan2, whose product is annotated as regulator of calcineurin 2. Gene Ontology annotation, biological process: calcium-mediated signaling. The transcript has 5 exons. Gene Ontology annotation, cellular component: cytoplasm; nucleus. Gene Ontology annotation, molecular function: nucleic acid binding; calcium-dependent protein serine/threonine phosphatase regulator activity. The coding region runs from base 180 to 896 and encodes 238 amino acids. The record is from RefSeq and is a predicted model, not a curated record. NCBI's taxonomy places the organism in Eukaryota, Metazoa, Chordata, Actinopteri, Salmoniformes, Salmonidae.